AUGCGCGGCGUGCUGCAAAGCACGCAGGAAACUCUGAACAAGCGCAGGCGUCGUCGGAUCGCUGAGAAAGAGGCGUUUGCUGAAGCCGUGAGCAGGCGGAGGGACUGCAAGCGCAAGACCGAGAUUGCCUGGGAUCUCAAGUUGAGAGAAGUCGCAUUGCUCGCCUUCCAGGUUCCAGAAGGAUCACAAAGUCUUCGCAACCUGCGGGAAAGUCUGCCGAGGCCGGACCGUGGUGAGAAGAGAACGCGCAAGGGAUGA
Molecule: messenger RNA, 258 nt
Organism: Symbiodinium pilosum
Lineage: Eukaryota; Dinophyceae; Suessiales; Symbiodiniaceae
Source: the annotation of a GenBank genome assembly